Histoplasma mississippiense is the source of this 1527-nucleotide messenger RNA. RefSeq lists its product with no specific name. The record is from RefSeq and is a predicted model, not a curated record. Bases 1 to 1527 code for a protein of 508 amino acids. Gene Ontology annotation, cellular component: cytoplasm; ubiquitin ligase complex. Gene Ontology annotation, biological process: ubiquitin-dependent protein catabolic process; positive regulation of proteasomal ubiquitin-dependent protein catabolic process; protein polyubiquitination. NCBI's taxonomy places the organism in Eukaryota, Fungi, Ascomycota, Eurotiomycetes, Onygenales, Ajellomycetaceae. Gene Ontology annotation, molecular function: ubiquitin conjugating enzyme binding; zinc ion binding; ubiquitin protein ligase activity. The transcript has 2 exons.
AUGGCUCCUCUCAUUCGAAGUCUAUUUUUCUUUACUACUAGCGGAGCUGAAGGACGGACAACCAGCUCGAGAAACCCAGCGCGUACUGCAUCGGUUUUAGAUUCGGACCACAAUCACUGCCAACGUCGACGACAGUCUAGUCACCCUAAGGAAGGAGACGAAUAUAGGCGCCAUCGACGAAAGUCUCAUCGAACCCAUUCUACGGAGGACAAGUCCGAAAAUGCCUCCCGAGAGAACCACAGGGCUCAGAAAGGUUCCGCAACUCCCAAAAAGACUCAUUCUCGCAGAGAUCUCUCAUCGACCGUGUCAAUGUCAAUGCCAGUACACCCAAGCAUUAUUAGCACAGCCCGUCCAACGGUGUCUUCUAGAGGAAAGACAAAGGAAUCGGUUCGCAGGGAUCCACUCAAACGAAGCGCUACACAACGCGCCGUAGCGGAAUCGUGGAUGAAACCCAGUCCUUCCCCGAUAUCCCUCCCUCUUCGACUCGGUGAGCAGUCAGAUUGGAACCUUGCAAAAACGGCUCUCAGAUCAUCAGCCCCAAAAACCAAGUCUGGAAAACAAGUGUCCCCUGCAAAGCAAGGGAGAAAGGGUGGGGGAGUCAAAACAAUUACGUCUCCCACAUCGUUGCCGGAAAAGACAGUUACAUGCUUAACGUGUUUCGACGACAUCCCCGUGAGCAAAGCCGCCCAGCUUUCCUGUUCCCACAGCAUGUGUGAAGACUGCCUUAAGCGCUUGUUUACAUUGUCUGUAACUGACCCGCAACACAUGCCCCCAAAAUGCUGCACAACCGAUCACAUUCCUCUUAAGCACGUCGACAACCUAUUUGACAUAGAAUUCAAGAUCAAGUGGAACAAAAAAUACAAGGAAUACACCACCAAAAACCGAUUAUACUGUCCUUCCAAAGGCUGCGGAGAGUGGAUCAAGCCCAGCAACAUCCAUAUCGACACCGGCGGCGGCGCCACAGGCGGUCGCAGAUUCGGCAUAUGUGUGAGCUGCCAUACUAAAGUAUGCGGGCUGUGCAAUGGAAAAUGGCACAUCGAUGGCGAGUGCCCAAAGGACGAUGAGAUGAAACGCUUCGUCGAGACGGCCAGGGAAAACGGCUGGCAGCGUUGCUACAGCUGCUCGGCCAUGAUCGAAUUGACUGAAGGCUGUAACCACAUGACCUGCCGCUGUGGAGCUGAGUUCUGCAUCGUAUGCGCUGCCAGGUGGAAGACGUGCGCGUGUCCCUGGUUCAAUAACUUCAGGCACAUCCUGAUGGAGGACCCAGACGAUGUAGUUCCCCCGCAGGUCCCGCUACCGCAGAACAAUCCGUAUUUUGAUCAUGUGGAUUUGGCUGCUAUUGCUGCUGCUUAUUAUGGGCAAAUUCAUGUCGGUUACCUGGCGAAUCCCAAUGAGCCGCUUUUCCAACCGAGAGCGGGGCGUGAGGCAGUGCCGUUUGGGGGCAAUGGCAAUGGAGGUUUCGUCGCGCCAUUUGAAGAUAUGGGCGGGUAUGGUGAAGUUCCUCAAGCUGCUCCGGUUCACACAUAG